Messenger RNA from Lachancea meyersii CBS 8951, 1428 nucleotides. The record is from the annotation of a GenBank genome assembly. Lineage: Eukaryota; Fungi; Ascomycota; Saccharomycetes; Saccharomycetales; Saccharomycetaceae.
AUGAGUUCUGGCGGCGCAAACGGACGAUUCCCCGCUGGUCCAUCAGGUAAUUACGAGUCCAAUGGAUAUAGAAGCAGAGAAAAAAGAGUAAACAGGAACUUUAGGGGAAAUAGAUACCAAGAAGAGUCAGAAUCAAGAUAUGAAGGUAGGGCAAGUCGAGGACGUUACGGGAAUGGAUUUCGAGGCGCUAGAAGAGGUACGGGGAGCAGAUUUCAACAGGACUAUAGACGUGGAAACGGCAACGGCAACGGCAGAUAUGAGAGUCGGUGGAACGACGACGAUGUGGACUGGGAACAGGUAGUUCCACUUAACGAACGCCAAAGAAUGCGUCCUUCUCUGUGGGAUAAGCCCUUGAAGGGCUUCGAAAAUGUACCUGCAGAAAGAGCCAAGCUGUCUGGUCUUUUCCCACUUCCGGGACAGCCACAAGAACUGGAUCGCUCAAAGCUGGACGGGAUCGUCUCUAGCGGAGUGCUCACGCGUCGUACACGAAUCCUGUUUGAGGACCCUACACGCGCUAACCUGAGCAAAACGAAGUACAAUCAAAUACUCAUUUUGACCGCAGUGGGCUCCACCAAACCGGAGCUGAAUGAAAUUACAAAAUUUGUGGAUUCGUUUGUGAAGCUCAUUGACGAUACUCAAGAUCUAAAAUCGCACGCGAUAUUAAGCGAUAAUCGGCUGAAGCUCCAUUUCAGCAGCGAAGAAAUCACCACGAUGGUGCUGAGCUGUCAAAAAUAUAUAGAAGCCCAAACCAAAUGCAAAUUUAUUUGGCAGAGACCUGGCGAAUGUAUCCGCAAAUAUAAACCACAGGAUGCCAUAUGUGGUGGCGAGGUCAUUGCGUUACUAGGUCUCGAAAAAUCCGACCAGGAAGCUCUCAUGGAGGAUCUGCGCAAAAAUGGCGUUGAAGUCAACUGGCUGAAACUUAUCGUACUCGAAAAGACCCAGGAAUUCACAGGAGCGGCGCUACUGGAGCCGAUAUCCUGGAACAAUAAUAUCAGACACUAUAGGUGGAUCCGGCCCAACGAUUCUAAGCUGCAUCAAGAUUUUGAGGAAGUGACAUUCCAACAACUGCCGCAUCUGGUAACGCGCCGAGACCACGAAGCCUCUCGCGUUAUUGUUUUGCUCAAUUGCGUUGAUGGCAAGGACUUGAAAAACGAAGACUUUGUUCGCGAGCUCCAUGAUUGCAUGGCCCAGUCGGAAAUCAUGACAUCUUUCGGUGAAAUUGAAAGCGUCAAGAUUCCCAAACCUGGUGCUGAUUAUCGCAACAGCUUCGAAACCAUUGAAGAAAGCAUAGGCAAGAUUUUUGUUAAAUUCAAAGAGGUCGAGAGCGCACGUUCCGCGAUGCAAAAGCUGCCAGGGCGUCAAUUUAACGACAGAACGGUAUUGUGUGCAUAUUUUAGCGAAAGGGACUACAAUAUGGGAAUUCUAUGA